Messenger RNA from Acanthaster planci (crown-of-thorns starfish), 6766 nucleotides. RefSeq names its product nucleoporin 188 (gene nup188). NCBI's taxonomy places the organism in Eukaryota, Metazoa, Echinodermata, Asteroidea, Valvatida, Acanthasteridae. The record is from RefSeq and is a predicted model, not a curated record. Gene Ontology annotation, biological process: protein import into nucleus; RNA export from nucleus. Gene Ontology annotation, cellular component: nuclear pore inner ring. Gene Ontology annotation, molecular function: structural constituent of nuclear pore.
UGCAACCACGAGUUGUUACAAAUCAUCAGUGGCCGGUCAGCAGUGAAAGCGCCAAAUCUUAUAGCAGAGGAGCUCUCCGUCCAUGAAGCUUUAUUGCUGCAUGGUCUACAGCACUACAAGCAGCAUAGUAAGGAGUCAGAGACCAAGUUGAAGAAUGACAAGAACGUCAGCCGCCUUGAGCUGCAAUUCCUUCUACAGCUCAGCCAGUUCCUGGAUCUGGAUGCAGUGCAGAGCAAGGAACUCUUUGAGGCCUACAUCCUGAAUGCCUUCAGGGGGACGGGAACGCAGCUGCAGUCGAUAUUGAAGGACGAACGAAGUGUUCAGGCUUUACUUCAGAAGGUAUGGGAGUAUUACCACACAGAACGCAUGAUGCUCCUUCAUUGCCUCAAACAUCUACUCAGCUUCCACAGAGACACAGAACAUCCAUUCCAGGAACAGUAUUUGGAGUGCGUUUUAAAGCUGCAAAAGGGAAAGGUGUGUGAUAUGUUACUGCAGCAGUAUGAGACCAGCUUCAACUCACCGGCGCCCAGCAGGCACAAGAGGGGACCCCUAAUGAGUGAGAGGCACAGCAUCCGAUGGUGUCUCCAGGGUCUUACAGAACAGUGUGAGCUACUGGAGAUAAUUCUGUUGUACGUCCGAGACCAGGACGAUCCAUCAGGAUAUCUUCUUAAUUUGGCACAGCUUUUCCAGAAACAAGCUUUUGGGACACGUCAGCCUUACAGAUACCUGCUGGAUGCGGAGGAGCUGGCCCACCGGUUGACAGCACGCAUCAGCUUUCUGUGUGGUAUGCUACUAGUUGAGUCCAUGAACCUGGAUGCACUGAUUGGCCUACCAGAUUCGGACAAACCACCCAGUCACCGUCUUGUGUCAGACCAAAAGCUAGCUGGGGAGCUGACCUCCAUCUUCCAGAAUCUCGGCACCCAGCCGUCCCACGGCCCAGUCUUCCUGGCCUGGCUGGCCCUCCACUGCACCCUCUGGCCCGAGGGGGACAUGGCCGGGGUGCGCAGGCUGGGCCAGCAGGCCGUACAGCUGCAGGUGUUCCGCUACAUCUCAGGUCAACUGGUCAACCUCGCCGGGGAGAAGAAGGAGAUUCUCAGUCUGGUGUGUCAUGUCUGUGUUUACUCCCUUCUGACCUUGGUAUUGACUCUGUUUCAAGAGGACACGCUUGGUGGACGAGACGAAUUGAUACAUCUUGCAUGUCAGCUUCUUAAGCAACCUCAACUAUGCAUGGAGUUUUGGGAUAGCGAUGUAGAGGGUGGCAUAUUCUCUCUCCUUCGGUCCUCCACUAACAGCUUCCCGCUGGACUUCAAUCCGUUACUUCAACUCCUGACCCCACUGACAAGCGAGGGCAGCAGACAGGUGUUUGCUUUCGUGGAACAUCUCCCGUCCUUCACGGAGCCCUUGGACAAUAACCGGUCAAUGGACCUGCAGAGCACCAAUCAGAAAGGAGUCUGGAAGUUGAUGCAGGACAAGGUGGUCCUGCCAGCAGGUGAUCAUUGUCGAGCUUUUAUCAUGCCAGCUGGUUCACUGGGUGUCCAGUUUCAGAGGGGCAGGGUCGACCUGAUCCGUUGGAAUUUUGAUUUCAGUGGCUGGCAGUUAUUCCAAUGUCUGAUUGACUGGCUAUUGGUCAGAAUUAGACAGGGCAACAUACCAUCAGGUGUCCAAGUCAGCCAAGCUGAGGCCAUCAUUGACCUUGUGACCCACACUCUGGAUGCUGAUUGGUCGCUGUUCCCUGAGCUUCAGCUAAUCACAGACUACCUCUAUCAAUUGAUAUCAAGUAGCUUGACUUCUCUGACGAAUCCCCCACUGGGUCUGUUGUCUGUCUGCCUGAAGUGCAUCGGGGUCCUGGCUAAACACCAGCCCAGACAGGUUUGGCAGAGUAUACAGAAGUCUGGUUUCCUACCCCAUACCGGCAAUGUGUACAGUGAUGCAGCAGAAGCAGUCAGUGGAGAGGGUAUCUACCCAGCUGAAUAUGGCAAGCUGCUAGCCAGCCAGGAGCAACCCACGGGGGAGUAUCCCGUCACCCUGGAGUUUCUCCGCCUCCUCAAGACACUCCUCCAGGGUCUGUGUACAAGCGAUGUUGACGUUGCUACGUCCCAGGACCUGCUAGCGUGCGUAGUCUUUGUACAGCGAGAGAUAUUCACAACUUUCCACAAUUGGAGAUACGCUCGCUUUGAUGACAGGGAAGAAGUGGGCAAGUGCAGUCUGGACGUUUUCCACGUGGUGCUCCACGUUCUUCCAGCCAUUAGCAGAACCCAAACAACCCAAGGUGCCUCUGACAAAGUCAAGAGUGUAGUGUCAGUUCGUGAGACCUGCAUCCAUGGCUUUCUCUACACCCCAGCAGGUGAGGCAUUGCUGUUUAUCGUUGCCUCAGGCAUUGACAACCUGGAACAGAGAAUCAUCGAUCAAGGAAGUUCCUUUGAAGGUGCCGCCGCCCGCCUGUCCCAGCUCAUCAAGAUGUCUCUCUCCAUCCUCAACCGUCUGCUCCUCCUCAGGCCCCCCAGCCAACCCCCCUGCCCCCUGGAGCAGGCCCUGACCUCCCACACCACGGGCCUGCCCCACCAGCCCCACCUCAUCGGCUUGGUGGCCGGCUACAUCUAUCACCGUCAUGACCCCCGCCUGCCUACGCUGGCCACGCUGCUACUCAAGAGGGUUGCCAUGGUUGCGCCUAUGUCCAUUUUUGGCUGUCUUGGGAGUCAGGCAGCGGCCAUAAGGGACAUCUACCUGUCUCGUCUGCAGGCACACUCGGAGGAUGAAAGAUUAAAGGUCGGCAUCCUGGAACUCUUGACGGUUGCCGUGGAGACUCAGCCUGGACUGAGCGAACUCUUCCUGAAUUUGGAGAAGGUCAAGCCGGCGUCCGCGGAGAGGCCAGAGAGUGAGAAGCCCACUGUGCCAUCCAGCCCAAAGGUGGAGAUUGGUAAAGUCAGCUGUCUGCAUGCUGUGCUGGACACCAUUGAAGAAGUCAAACAGGGUUCUACUCAUUGUCCACCGGACCUUCACUGUGCUGCCCUGGGGUUCCUCCAGGCACUCUGGCUGGACUGUAGAGAGACUGCCCUCUCUGUGCUGCGCACCAGACCUAAAUUCUGGGAUGAUGUAGCUGCCCCUCUGUUUAAAGAUCUUGAAGUUCCAGAGGGAGGAACACAGGCAAUCAGUUCUGAGAUCAAAAUCCGCGCCUACGCCUUCAGGAUUCUUGCACUGGAGUGUUACUACGUCUCAAGUGAAAAUCUUCAGAAGGGUCUAAAAGCUGUUCUGAGGAAGCUGAAGCAAGAGGACAGAUACUCACACUGGUCAAAGUGCGUCCAUUCCCUGCUGGAGUCUGCGGCCGAGCAGCAGACAGACCUCGAGGAGUACCUGAUCCGUCAGCACCAGCUGUUGGUGCUGGUGCAGGCCUGGCGUACGCUCCUGCUGGUAUCCACCUCAGCUAACGGCAAAGCCGUGGAAUUGUCUGACACUAAGGUCCAGUCGGCCAUCUUGUCCGAUAUUGCGGCUUCCAUCGAUAGCCUGUCCUGUCAUCUUGACUCUGUCCUGAAUCAGAAAGCCUGUUCCCUGCUGUCCAGUCUCUACAUGUCACUCCUGACACACUGGACAAGCACCCAGGUCAGUCAGUGGAAGCACGUAGACAUUCUGGUUGACGUGCUGGAGAGAAUCACCGACUCAGACUCACCAGGACUUGGCAACGCUGCCACAGCCAUCAUGGCCGCUCUCACUACGUUACUCAAGCAACGCACCAGCAAGCAAGCCCUCCAUGUGGAAACGAUGGAAACUCUCCUUCCGAUCAUAUGCCUGGCACUGCAACAGAGCAGCCAGUUCUACCUCAAGUCCCAGGGUGACAUCAAUAAGUCCCUUCCUUCUAUCAAGGGGUCUGCUCAGGGGUUUGUCAGUGGGAGGAGUCAGGAGUAUGGCCAGGGAACUGUCACAGGGUCUGUCGGUGGCAGUGGUCUGACCGCUGACAAUUUAGCUUUACCAGGUGGCCAGGGGAGGGUGGCAGGAACUAGGUCCACAAAUGGACUGGAGACAAGAGACAAGGAACGUGCCAGUAUGCCAGCUGUUUCCAAAUAUUCGAUGCCAACUAUCGCUGCGUAUCUCCUCGAUGAGCUGCUAGUCGGUGAGAAGACAAGAACCAGCAUGUGGUUGCCGCUGCUCAGACAGCACGGCAUGCUGAACCUGCUGCUCACCACCCUGCAGUCCUGCCUACAGGUCAGGCAGGGAUUACACUACUCUGAGGCUGUGCUGUUACUGCUUCUGGACUUGGCUAGUAUUCCACAGGCUGCAGAAUCCAUGCAGACCACGGGUCUGGUACAACAGAUAUGUCUGCCACUGUUGCAACUACAUCAACAGAAUGGGGAAGAUGCAAUGACCUGGAGCAAGGUUGCCAAGACGGAGAAGGCAGAUACACUCACCUGGCUGUCCAUUUAUCGCCAUUCUAUCUCCGUGGUGACGGUGAUGCUGGGGACUUUGCAGCACAGUUUCCUAUCAGAUGCCUUGGACUUCUUUGGAGUUCAUCGGGAACGCAUGAUGCAGUGCCUGGAUGCUGUGCGAUACAACCAGAGCCGAGCCUGUCUGAUGGAGGCUGAGACAACCAGUGCCUUCAUCUACCAGCUCUCCCUCUUUGCCAAGGACCUAGGAAGUCGGCUGAGGACUGGCGAGGUCCAGGUGCUGCUGCUGGGGGUGACAUCGCUGUGCCACAGCUGCAUGGCACUGCUGAUCAGGCCAAAGCUGCUGCAGUAUCUGACUGAGAGGAGCGCCAAGCACGCAGACUUGAACAAGCAGCAGCGGAUGGUGCUGACCAUGAACGGCACCCCGGUGAGGCUACGACAGCAGACAUCCAUGACGGACCUGACAGAGGGCAAACUCAGCCCAGAGGUGCAGCACAUCCAGGCUAGAUUGCUGGUGAUUCUCGGCCAUGGCUUGGCUGCCCUGAGACAUUUCAGCCCUGAUCUGCUGACCAUUCUCCUGAACCCAAGUGUUGAUAUCUUGGAGUAUCCGAUGUUACUAGGUCUUGGUUUCAGCACACCGGCUCUAGAGACAGAUGUCCAACCAUCCUUUGGAAUGCUCAUUUCCUGCAUCAAUACAUGCGUUCAACUCCUCAGUAAGUUGGACAGCAGCAAGACUUCUCUCUCUCCUGAUGAGACUCCGCCCACCAUUGUGGCCGUAGCUGGGCCAUCUGCCCCCGUACAGCACAGAUACAUGGAUAGACCCAUGAUCAUGUUUUUACUGGAGACCUCUGUUGAGCUGCUAAUGGUGCAAGGGUUACGAUGCCUCAAGGAUCCCACACUGCCCCUCCGAGAUAGACAGAGAGUCAAACGGGAAUUAGGAACUGAAUUAGCCACCUUCCUGCAGAGUCUCCAGCGGUACUUCCGUCGAGGGGGUGGGCCCUCCUCUCCCAGCUCGGCCAGUCCCUCCUCCUCCUCAUCCGGCCUUCUCCGCACCCCUUCUGCCUCCAUCCUCUCCAAGUCGGCCAGCCACACCCUGUUCUCGGAGGCCCCCGAGCAAGCCUUCUUCCGCGUGGUGCAAUACUUCAUGCAGCAGAUCCUGCGGUAGAGGGCACUUCACUAUGAUAGCCCAGCAGAGCCGUUGGGAGUUGCAGCAUUCCCAGAUUAGAAGCCAUUUUGGCUCUGAACAGCGAGUUCCAUCUUUCUCAGAUUAUAAAUCAUUUUGCUUCCAAAGAGAGAGGGGGUUGCCACCUCGUCAGAUUUGACGCCAUUUUGGUUCCUAAGUUCUCCUGCAUACUUAGGCAUGAAACAAUCUUCCAACUUUUAACUGUUGUUUUUCAUGUCAUUUCGAAUCACUGUCAUUUAGUGCAAUCAAUUAGUGCAACCCUAUGCAUUACAAUUUAACACACCACCAAUGCAACACACCACAUCAUACAUGGUCUCAUGUCUAUACGGCUCUGUGAUGGUCACUCACAUGACUACUUGGAAGUGCUUCCCCCUCUCCCUCCCGUGGGAGAAAAAAAUUUAAAAAGGCAAGGGGCGGGGAACAGGAACAGUGAAAGAAAGGAAAGCGACCAAAAUAAGUCAAUUUUCUUUCAAAUAAAUAACCAAACACCUCUGAAUUGACUCCUUUCCAUCAUCAUUGAUUGCUGCUUUGCCUCUAAUGGCAAAUGGUGCUUGGAGCUGUUGGUGCUCUUUGGCCUUAGUGGAAGCCCAAACAAUGAAUAAUCAUGAACAUGGCAUUCCACGUCAAAUGGUGCUUGGGACUAUGGGCACUUUGAGCCUUUGUGAGUGCUCAAAGAAUUCAUAUAGAAUGCCCCCCCCCCCAUGAACAGAAAUACCUUGGAACCAUCAGCUGUUGCUAGAAUCAAACAAGGUGCCUUUUAGACAAAUGUAUAUCAAAUAGAACAUUGUAAGAGUAUUUACAGAAAGCAGGGGUAGAAAUUAGAUACCUGGAGGAUGGAAAUGUGACACAUUGCCACUAGACCAAACUGAAGACACUUGUUUUGGUUUUGACUUUUUUUUGUCUCGUAAAGUUUGAAUUUUGGUAUUUAUUCAUUGACAGAAAUAUUCAUGGCUGCAAGGGGAGGGAUCACUGGGGGCCAUGCUUUUCCCCCUCCCCCAAAAAGGGGACACAUUUUGGGUUUAAGUGAGGUGAGAAAAUGUUUUCCUUUUUCUCUCCUGCUCCAAUAUAGGGAUUUAAUUCAGAUUUGAUGUUUUUGGAACAAAUGUUUCAUGUCAUUGAGGCAAAACUGAUUACAAUAUUGUCGUGCAUAAUUACAGUUUGUACUGCAUUUGAAGUGAAUAAAUUUUGAUCGACCGAUUUGAGUUGA